AAACAUCCGGGAACGAGACCGAUUUUGUAGAUACAACUAUUUCUUUCGUAUUUUCAACCGUGAUUCUUUUGUGUUAAACACAUCUGACUGUCGCUACCUGCAAUUUGUCUAGAGAAACAGUCUGCCAAAUAACGGUUUCGAGUCUCGUCGCACGUGCACCAGGAAAUUUUGAUACUUCUUGCGCUUAUCUCGCCCCGUUGCUGACAUAGGCGGUCCGUCCCACUACUUAUAUUCCUUUGCCUCCAUGGCGGAGAAACAAGCUGUUUCUACUGGGGCCGCUGCUGCCGCCACCGCUGCGACCGCCACCUCCGGCCAGGGUCCGGAGCAGGGGGCGCCUCUUGAGGCACCUCCCCCGUACACGCCGGGGGAAUAUGGAAAGAUGUACCAACCAGCUGCUCCGCCGUACAGCUGCAACAACCAGCAGCUGCGCUACAAUCCACAGUGUUACAACCCCAAUCCUCCAGCCUUUGGGCAGAUUCCCCCACAGCCAGGGUAUCCAGCGCAACCUUCUAACUGGAUGCCCCCGGCGGCCGCGCCCAUACCGGUCGGAGAAGUACCGAAUACGACCAUGUUCAUAACCCACGUGCAGUGUCUCGGGCCGGUGUCGGCAACGCUGCAGUGUCCCGCGUGCCAGGCUACGGUGCUGACCUCUGUGGAGACGGCGCCCGGAUCGGCCGCCUGGCUCACCUCCCUGGUGUGCUGCGUGUUCGGCUGCUGGUGGGGAUGCUGCCUGAUUCCGUUCUGCAUUCCGGAGAUGCAAGACGUAAAGCACAGCUGUCCAAACUGCCGUCACCACAUCGGCACCUACCGAAGACUCUAGUGACGACCGCCCCGGCCGGCCGGCCGUCGGGGAGGAGGAAGCUGGGAGAGGGCGCUGGCGACACACUCACCCGACCCCCCCCCCUGGCCGCCGGAGUAGUGAUAUCUCGAUCGGGUUUAGUGACCGAUUUAAAAAAAAGAUGAUUGUGAUUUUUUGGUCCGGGUAUCGACUAUGGAUGACGUUGCACGAGUUGUGAAGUUGGCCCCUCGUAGGCGAGGGUCCUUGUGAUUUUACAGGAUAAUUAUCAUCACCGCAUUAUUUAAGAAGAUUCGUGAGUAGAGGUUGUUGAUUUUUGAUAUAUCCUCUGAUCCCAGGUCGAACGACCGUUGAAGACAUUUAACACUAAUAUUAGAUGCAUGUAAUGAAAUGACUUAUACAUUCCUGUAGGUUGGUGUGUUGAAUUAAAUGUUCCUUAAAUUGAUUUGAUGAAUUAAUAGUGAAUUAAAUUGAAAAUGAAAUGAAAUUAUUAGUGAGCUAAUUUGUGUCUUUAAAAAAUAAUAUUUUGGACGUUUUGGCAACGUUUCGAAGAAUUUAUAUUAUAUAUGUUGAUGCAAUAACUAAGGAAAUUAGUUUAUGUGACAACCGCUUGGAAUAUAAUUUAUACACAUUUUUCAAGGGAGGUGAUGCUCACUGCACUUAUACAAAAUAUUCCAGUAAUUUGUAAUCGUCACAGCAUGAGAGUUUAUAGACUGUGACUUAUAGAUAGAGAGUGCUUAUAGUUGGGUCACAGGUGCAAAUUUGCUCCUGCCAACGUUGCUGUCACGUUUUAAAUUUUCUGUGGAAACUCGGUGAUCUGACAGGGCACGGUUUUUCUUACCUAACUUCAGCACUUUUUAAUUCCCGUAACAACUCUAAUAAUUUAUAUCACGUUGUCAGGUGAAGUUAAUUAACUAAGUCCACUUGUUUCAAAUAACUAGUCAGAUAUUGGUGAACCACAAAUUUUUAAUAAUUGUCACUGACGUGGCUCUGCGGUUCAUUGCAAUACUACACGAGUAUUAUGACUUGAUUCUUACAGAAGUCUAGUGAAUUAGUGUCAUAGAAGAAUUUAUUAUAGUCCAGAUCUGGUUAGAAAUUAUUUUUAGAAAUAAAAUUAAUGCAUUUUUAAAGCAUUGUGAAAAUAUUCAUCUAUGAUAAAAAAUAUCGUGAUUUACCUAAUA
This is a messenger RNA of Priapulus caudatus, 1977 nucleotides long. RefSeq names its product lipopolysaccharide-induced tumor necrosis factor-alpha factor homolog. Gene Ontology annotation, molecular function: zinc ion binding. Bases 245 to 820 code for a protein of 191 amino acids. The record is from RefSeq and is a predicted model, not a curated record. Lineage: Eukaryota; Metazoa; Priapulida; Priapulimorpha; Priapulimorphida; Priapulidae. The transcript is spliced from 5 exons.